AUGGAUCCCAAAUCUUCACCUCCGAACGAAUUCAGUAUUUUUUCAAACAUGUUUUCACUUAUCAACCCAAAAGCCCCAGUCUCAGAUGUUUCAUUAUGUCUAGAGUUACCAUCGAUUCAAGAUUUCGCAAUUAGCGGAAUUAUUGAAAAAACAGAUGUAAGCAAGCCCUGUGAAAAAAAAGUACUAAAAGAAAAACGACGACACAAAAAAAGCCAAAGAAUAACUGCUUGCAAGCAUAUCAACAAGAAGCAUUAUGCAAAAGGUAUGUGCAACUCUUGCUACCACCGCUAUGGAAGAGACACUUAUGCAUGAAUCUGCGAGCACACAGAAAGAAAGCUUUACGCUAAAGGAAUGUGCGAGCUGUGUUAUAAUAAAUGCCAUGCAGAAUCAAGCACCAAGAUUAAAUCCCAACUUAAGUAA
Molecule: messenger RNA, 420 nt
Organism: Blepharisma stoltei
Lineage: Eukaryota; Ciliophora; Heterotrichea; Heterotrichida; Blepharismidae
Source: the annotation of a GenBank genome assembly